AUGGCGGAUUAUCGCGCCGUCCUCACGGAGGUCAUCGACUAUGAACGGACUCGUGGUGGUGACGAUAGUUUCAACAGCGUUGAAAAUAACAGUCCAGCGCGUUGGUUGAGCAAGGCCACAAAGUCAGGUGCUAAGAGCCGACUGGUAGAGUCACGCACUCUGAGUCUGAACUUCUGGUGUCUGAAUCCCGCGGUCUGCAUGUCCAGUCUGGCCGCCGUUGCACACAGUCUGAUUCUUGCCAGUGGUACCCUCGCUCCACUGGAUGCCCUCGCCGCUGAGCUUGGUCUCGAGUUCCCAGUACGGCUAGAGGCGAAUCACGUUGUUUCUGCUGAUCGUGUCUUUGCCGCCAGCAUCGCCAGAGGUCCGGGAGGCAAUCGUCUACUGGCAAACUACACCAACCAGAAUUCAUUCGCCUUCCAGGACGACCUUGGCAGCCUUAUUGUGGAGGCCUGCCGUCUGGUACCGGGUGGCGUUCUCUGUUUCUUUCCCUCCUACAGUCUGUUGGACAAGUUGGUUCAGCGUUGGGAGUUGACAGGCAUGUUGGACAAACUGGCAAAAAUAAAAUACAUACUGCAGGAACCACGCACCUCCUCCGACUUCUCCGCCUGGAUGUCCGAGUUCUACGAAGCCAUUGAUGCCACCCGCGCGUCUGCUGAGCAUAGCCCCGGCAGCCUGAAAGAUCUCGGUCUGCCCACUCAAACGGGGGCAGUCGCCCUUGCUGUUUAUCGAGGCAAGGUGGAGCAGAAGCGCAGAUUCAACGAUGCCCUCCGUGCAAAUGCGUUUAAUGCAUCAAUCGCCGCGAGCCCCUCCUCGAAUGUGACAGCUACAGCGGAGCUGAGCACAUCAGGAGAACGCGGAACCGCUUCGGUGACGCCUAAAAUGCGACGCGUUCUCUCUGGCUCUGAGUGGUAUGAGGCACAGGCUUAUCGAGCUUUGAAUCAGGCUCUCGGAAGGUGCAUCCGUCAUCGCCAUGACUGGGGCGCCAUUAUCCUUGCAGAUUGCCGUUUCACGGAGCAGCCAGUGCGCUACUUGUCAGGCGUUAGCCGCUGGCUCCGGAAUCAGUAUGUCAUCAUCUGCUGCAAUGCCUAUACUUCUUCUGCUUCCAUAUCUUUCACUUUGACGAGGCUCAUUUACGGGAACGUUUACGUUCAUUCCGGAUUCUUUUAG
Messenger RNA from Dibothriocephalus latus, 1167 nucleotides. The record is from the annotation of a GenBank genome assembly. Lineage: Eukaryota; Metazoa; Platyhelminthes; Cestoda; Diphyllobothriidea; Diphyllobothriidae.